Sorghum bicolor (sorghum) is the source of this 3121-nucleotide messenger RNA. RefSeq lists its product as uncharacterized. NCBI's taxonomy places the organism in Eukaryota, Viridiplantae, Streptophyta, Magnoliopsida, Poales, Poaceae. The record is from RefSeq and is a predicted model, not a curated record. The transcript is spliced from 5 exons. The coding region runs from base 39 to 2945 and encodes 968 amino acids.
CUAUCCAUCUAGCUAGGAGGAGUAGCAACCCAUUGACGAUGGCCAUGGCGGCCGCCGGCGAGAGCGGCGUCAGAAGGGCAUGGGUGGUGGACGUGGAGAAGACGCUGGACGAAGCGGACGCGUCGGUGGAGGUGUCGCGGUGGCAGCGCCACUCCAUCUACCGCGUGCCGGCGUGCAUCAAGGACCUGAACCGCAAGGCGUACAAGCCGCAGGUGGUGUCGCUGGGCCCCUUCCACCACCACCGCCAACGCCGCGACGACGGGGAGCUCCUGCCCAUGGAGGAGCACAAGCAGCGCGCGCUGCGGCACCUGCUCCGGCGCGCCAAGCGGCCGCUGGACGAGUUCGCGGCCGCCGUGGAGGGCGUCGCGGAGCAGCUGCAGAGCGCGUACCUCGACCUCGGCGACGAGUGGCGCGGCGCCGACGGGAGGGAGCGGUUCCUCGAGAUGAUGAUCGUCGACGGCUGCUUCCUGCUGGAGGUGAUGAAGGCCGCCGAGGAGGACGGCAGGAGUAGCGUCAGCGACUACGCGCACAACGACCCCAUCUUCAGCCACCAUGGCGUGCUCUACAUGGUGCCCUACAUCCGCCGCGACAUGCUCAUGCUCGAGAACCAGCUGCCGUUGCUCCUGCUUGAGAAGCUCGUCGCCGUCGAGACCGGCAAGCCUCCGAGCGCCGACGUGAUCAACAGGAUGGUGCUGAGGUUCAUGUCGGGGUCGCCGUCGGCCAGGCUGCCGCCGGGGAGCACUCUGGGGCUCCACCCGCUGGACGUGCGGCGACGGAGCAUGCUCUACGGCCCGAAGCAGCCGCCACAGGAGGUGUCCAGGGACAUCGCGCCGGAGACGACGGACAUCAUGAGGUCGGCGGUGGAGCUGUACGAGGCCGGGAUCCGGUUCAAGAAGACCAGCUCCGACAGCCUCCACAACAUCCGUUUCCGCGGCGGCGUGCUGAGCAUGCCGGCGGUGUCGGUGGACGACUCCACCGAGUACAUGUUCAUGAACCUGAUGGCGUUCGAGCGGCUGCACGUCGGCGCCGGCAACGACGUGACGGCGUACGUCUUCUUCAUGGACAACAUCAUCGACUCCGCCAAGGACGUCGCGCUGCUGAGCACCAGCGGCAUCAUCCAGAACGCCGUCGGCAGCGACAAGGCGGUGGCGCAGCUGUUCAACAGCAUCUCCAAGGACGUCGUCCUCGAGCCGCAGAGCUCGCUGGACGCCGUGCAGCGGGAGGUGAACGCCUACUGCGGCAAGCCGUGGAACCUGUGGCGCGCCAACCUGAUCCACACCUACUUCCGGAGCCCCUGGGCGUUCAUGUCGCUCGCCGCCGCCGUCUUCCUCCUCGCCAUGACCAUCAUGCAGACGGUCUACACCGUGCUGCCGUUCUACCAGCAGGACCAAGCUGGCAGCAGCAGCUCGCCGGCGGCACCGGCUCCAUUCGAUAUCUUUUUCAUGGACUUCGCACGCACUCGGUGGCAUGCAACGCAAGGAUCGAUCGAAUUCCAUGUUUAUGUUUACUUAUUAGACACAUCAUCAGCUACGUGCAUAGAUCAUAUUAACUUCUGGUCGAUCGGAUCGUCCAUCAUGGCGGCGGCGGCCGGCGGCGGCCGGCGGCCGUGGGUGUUGGACGUGGAGAAGAACCUGGGCGAAGCCGACGCGUCGGUGGAGGUGUCGCGGUGGCAGCGGCACAGCAUCUACCGGGUGCCGGCGUGCAUCAAGGACCUGAAGCCCAAGGCGUACAAGCCGCAGGUGGUGUCGCUGGGCCCCUUCCACCACGGCGACCCGGAGCUGGUGCCCAUGGAGGAGCACAAGCGCCGGGCGCUGCGGCACCUGCUGCGCCGCGCCAAGCGGCCGCUGGAGGACUUCGUGGCCGCCGUGGACGACAUCGCCGAGCCGCUGGAGAGCGCGUACCUGGACCUCGGCGCCGAGUGGCGCGGCGCCGGCGCCGGAGGCGGGAGGGAGCGGUUCCUGGAGGUGAUGAUCGUCGACGGCUGCUUCCUGCUGGAGGUGAUGAGGGCCGCCGGCCUCGACGGGAGGAACACCGCCGCCGUGGACUACGCGCCCAACGACCCCAUCUUCAGCCACCACGGCGUGCUCUACAUGGUGCCCUACAUCCGCCGCGACAUGCUCAUGCUCGAGAACCAGCUGCCCCUCAUCCUGCUCGAGAAGCUCGUCGCCGUCGAGACUGGCAAGCCUACGAAUGGCGAUGUCAUCAACAGGAUGGUGCUGAGGUUCCUGACGCCGACGCCCCGGCUGGCAACCUCCGGCGUCGGCAUCGGGCUGCACGCGCUGGACGUGCACCGGCGGAACAUGCUGUACGGGCACUACCAGCACCGUUCCCCACGGCAGGUGCCGGAGACGGACAUCAUCCGGUCGGCGGUGGAGCUGUACGAGGCCGGGAUCCGGUUCAGGAGGAGCAGCUCGGAGAGCCUCCACGACAUCCGGUUCCGGCACGGCGAGCUGAGCAUGCCGGCGGUGACGGUGGACGACUCCACCGAGUACAUGUUCCUCAACAUGAUGGCGUUCGAGCGGCUGCACGUCGGCGCCGGCAACGACGUGACGGCGUACGUCUUCUUCAUGGACAACAUCAUCGACUCCGCCAAGGACGUGGCGCUGCUCAGCUCCAAGGGCAUCAUCCAGAACGCCGUCGGCAGCGACAAGGCCGUCGCCAAGCUCUUCAACAGCAUCUCCAAGGACGUGGUGCUGGAGCCCGAGAGCGCGCUCGACGCCGUGCACCGGGAGGUGAACGCCUACUGCCGGAAGCCGUGGAACAUGUGGCGCGCCAACCUCAUCCACACCUACUUCAGGAGCCCCUGGGCGUUCCUCUCCCUCGCCGCCGCCGUCUUCCUCCUCGUCAUGACCAUCAUGCAGACCGUCUACACCGUGCUGCCAUACUACCAGCCGAGCGGCGGCAGCGCUGACGGUGGCUCGCCGGCGGCGCCGGCUCCCAUGUGAUCGAUGUUUGCAGUGCAGCGUUUUAUUUGCAUUCAUCUGCUGUAUGUGUGUGCGGCACCUACCGGCCUUGUUGUGUACAUUGGUGAUCUGUUUGAGAUUGUUGUUUUUCCGCUGUUUUUCUUGUCGAAUAUUGUGUUGAUUAAUGCUGUGGAUUCCAUUUGUUCAUUUUCUGGCUU